AUGAAAUUCAAAUUGUUUUUUUUGAUAUUCUAUGCUUAUUUUAAGCAGUACUUAGCUAAUUAAUGCGAUGAAAACUAAAUUUUUGAUUUAACUACUCAAUCAUGUAUCUAAUGCUCAAAUUAAUGUUAAAGCUGCUUUAAUAACGAUAAUGAAUCUUGUAUUAAAUGUGCACAAUAAUACAUUUUUAGUUCUACUAAUAGAUCAGUAUGUGUUUAGAAUUGCUUAAUUGGUGAGACACUUAAUGAUUAAAACUAAUGUAUAAAAUGUUAAGUACCAGGUUGUAUUAAAUGUUUGAGUAAUUAGGAGUGCACUUAAUGCGAUGCUAAUUUAACUUUAGAUUCUAUUAACAAUAAAUGUAUUGUUAAUAAGAAUAAUUGCUAAGAAAGGUCAGAUUUUGUUUAUUACCCAUACUCAGCCAACUAAUGCACCUAGAACUGUCCUACUUAAUACUAUUAAAAUAAAUAGACUUAGAUAUGUGAGUAAACUCAAUAAUGCUUAACGAUAAAUUAAAGAUCAGACUUUUCAUUCAAUAAAACUGUUUUAGAAAUUCAACCUUUGAGUUAAAAUUUGUAUUUAAUGAGAGCUAUGGAAUGCAAUUUUGCCAUCGUUGAUAUAAAUAUGAAUAUUAUUUCAAAAUUUAUACUAUAAGACAUACCCAAUUAUUCAAGCAUAUAUUUAAAAGGAGCUGGAACAGAGCCUAACACUUAAAGUUUUAUAUCUGGGUAUUAUGGAGGAUGUGCAGCUGGAAGUAGACUUUAAGUUAUGAAUUUUUAGACUCUAUAAAUAGAGUUUGAUUAAAGUGGUCUUUAAUAUGAUUAUUACAUUCAUUUAGUUGAUUCUAUAAAUUAAUUAGUCUUUCUUUACGCUGGCUCUUAUACAUCAAAUACUAAUGGUCUGAAAUCAUUAGUUUGGUACGAUAUUUUAAAUAAGUAAAUAAAUCAACUCAAUUUAAAUUCUAGCUAUACUAUGUAGGACUAUUAUGUUUAAUAUCCUAUUGCGAAGUAUUACUUACUACUAUAAUCUCAAAAAAUGCAAUCAACACUUACUCUUCAACAAAAUAGAACAUUUAUCCUUUCUAAUUACACCGAUGCUUAAUUUAAUUUGACCAAAAGUUUCACUAUUAUUUAAAAUACUCCUAUUUUUGCUAAUUUUACUUUAGCAUAUUAUUAAAACCCCAAAUAAGUGAUAAUAUAAAAACUAGUUAUUUUGCAAAACCAAACUUUGAAUAAUUAAACAAUACAAAUCUUGGAUAUAUCAGGAAAUUAUUACAAUUUUUUGUUUAGUUAAGUAACUAACUCAAUUGUUGUUUACAACUCAUCCUCUAAUAAUAUUUCAUUAAUGAUUUUAGAUCCCCAAAUAACAUAAGUGCAAUAGAUAAUUUUACUUACUUAAUAUUAAAUAGCAAACUUUUAUAUUUUUGAAGAAACAUCAUUAAAAAAAUCUAUUCUUUACAUAUCUAACUCAUAAAUGGAUUAUUUUAUUGAUAUUACUGGAUUUUUGAGUAACAAUAACUAAAAUAAUACAAAUUUAUAAAAUCUAAUGCAAUAAAUUGAUAAGACUUAUAAUUUGCAAUUCAUUUCCUCAUCUUAUCCAACUGUUUUUAUAAAAGAAAAUAAUAUAGUCUAAUUAUUUUACUUAAUUUAAAAUUAUGGUGUUUCAUACAUAUAACUAGUAAAUCUAUAAUAUAAUAUGACUGAUUUAAGUCUAAAAGAUCAAUUACUUGAUCCAUAUCAGUAUAAUAUAUUCUACUAUAACACGACUUAGACAUAUUCAAGCUUAGUGUUAUACUCAAGUAUGUUUACAACUUAAAAUUUAACUGAUAAAAACUCAUUUUAUCUCUAUAGUUCUAAGCAAAAUAUAAUAAAUCCAAUUUUAGGCGUACAAAAGAUAAGUUACUAUCUCCCAAAUUUAUAAAAAAACCCAAGAAAAGAUGGAAAUGUUAUAGAUAUAAACAACAUGGUUAUAAUCAAAAGCAAUUUAGAAGACAAUAAUUAUUUAGGAUAGACUUUAAUAGGAGAUAGCGAAAUUCACUAUUUUGAGUCACAAAAUGGAAUUUACUGGCACAAAAAUAUUUUUAAUAGGCCUUUGAGAGUUUUAAAUUUAACAUAGAAUUAUAUAAUUUAGGUUAAUAUGUUACAAGAAAAUUAAAAUAACUUGCUUAUGUAUGAUAAUUAGGCUAAACUUUUAUUAUUUUAUGAUAUUUCUUAACAUUUCUCAAAGAUUAUAGUAGCUUAAAUACAAGGAGGAAGUUUAUUCAGUAUCAAUAUUAAGCUAAAAUCCAAGACAUAGAUCACUAUCAACAGUUCAUAUACUUUUGGAUAUUAACUUUAGUGUGAAAACAAUCUGGUUAUUAUCUCCUAUCCUACUCUAUAGCUAUAUUAUUUUAAUGGAAAGCCAUUCUAAUUUUAAUUUUAAAAAAUAAAUAUUGCUUAAGUUACAUAAAACACAUAGCACAGCUAUGCCUUGGUUGAUAUUAAAAAUGAGUUAAUUGUUUAUUUUUAUGAUGUUAACUACUAACUUUUUAUCCGUGAAAAUUUUGUUUUGAAUAGCUACAUUAUGGACUAUGUUAUUGAUGAAACAAAUUUUUUUUAUGAUGUAGAUUUAGAUAUUUUGAUUUCAACAACUGGAAGUUUAUAAUAAAUAAGUUAUAAAUCUGUUAUAUAAAAUGGUAAUUUGAAUAAUUAUAAAACAGCAAGCUCAUUUGCUAAAGGAUCUACUUAUUUCUAUAAGAAAUAAGCAACAGUUAUAGUAGUUGACAAAACUCCAAUUAUGUAUUUAUGUAAUUACCAAUCUUAGGAAGUAAAUAAGUUUGAUUUUGAAUUUAAUGACACAUAAGGAAUUCUUAUGGAUGAGAACAAAAAUAUGAUAUUUAUAUACACAAGUUAUUUUAUUGUUAUCAUAUAAUAUCCAUAAAUGUAGUUUAUUGAAACCUUUACUUUGCAAGCUUAUGACUCAAGUUCUAUCAUAAAUGUCUAUUUAAAUGAGUAAUUCCACAUAUUAACUGUCUAUUCAAAGAAUACAAUAACUUGUUUUGAUUUAAUUGAAGUCCUAUAUACAACAGAGAUCAACUUAAUGAAAUAUCAAGAUACUUAAAAUAUAAUCUUAACAAACGAAUACUAAGUAUACUAUAGUUUAGUUAACUUUUCUUUGAAUCUUUUUAAGGGUUCAACUCUUAUUGAUACUUUACUAUUCAAGCCCUCUACUUAUAAUAUUUUCCCUUAUUUCACACAACCUCUUUUAGUUUCGCCUACUUCCUUUCUUUACAUAGUCUUUGAUAUGCUCUUUGUUAUAAAUGUCGAUUUAUAAAUCUAUAAGCUUUAAAUAGCUUAAUAAAUUAAUUUAUAAAAUGUUCCUGAUAAUUAUUUCCUUGACUCACCAAGAAAAUAAAUUUUAUUAUUAUAUAAAUAAAACUUUUAACUAAGCUCUGUUGAUUUAACUUAAAAUAACCUAAAAGAAGUAAAUCUUACAAGCUUAACAUAAAUAGAUAUAUCAUAAGCUUUUAUAAUUAGUAAGUAUAUUGUGCUACCUACUAUUAACUAAUUAACAAUUUAUAGUAUAGAAAAUAACAAAUAAAGUUAAAUAUUAUUGAGUCCUGAGUAGGUUAUUCAAUUUUCAUUUAAAAUACAAUAAAAAUAAAUUGAGAAUUAUAAAAGUAAUUUGUGGAAUAUCCCUUUUGAUUUCGAAGAGAGAAUUAAUUUAAAUGAUUAGACUUUAUAAGGUUAAUCUUCAACAUUAAUUUUUAUUGUUUCUAAAUUAAAUUCAAACUCACUUUUACAGAUUUUUGAUUUAGUUUCUUAACAAAUUAUAUAAAGUAUACAAUUUAAUAAUAUAGAUAUUAUGAAUGUUAUAAGUGAUCCUUUUAGAUAACUUGUAUACGCAGUCACUAACGAAGGAUAAACUUAUGUAUACAAUAUGUCUUUAUAACUAAUUUCAAUUUUAUAAAAUGCAUGCUUAAAAUAAGCUCGAAUCACUUUUGACUAAAAUUUCAUCUACUCAGUAUGUCCAAUGGAUAUAAUAAUAUACAAUAGCUUGAGCUUUUAGUAAUAAUUUCCAGCAAUAAACUAUGGAUUAGUAGAAGCAAAUAAUAUAAUAAAUAUAAAUUUUAAUUAUCACUUUUUAAUAAUUUAAAAAAGUUAGAUAAUGUUAGUAAAACUGAGUACUACAAGUACAAAUUAUGAAAUAGUAUUUUAAAACAACUAAAACUUUCCUGUCCUAUAAACUCUUGAUCUCUUUUAGGGUAGUAAUGGUUCUGUAAUUCUCACUCUCUUAGUCACUUCAUAUUAAAAUAUUUAAAAAAUAAUUAUUCCACUUACUAAUGAUAAUAGUUUCUCAAUACAAAUUUAAUAACAGAAUCGCGCCUUAGAAUAUGUAUAUACCUAAUCUUAAAUCAAUCAAAUCUUAACCAGUUUGAAAAGCAGUUAAAAUAUACUUUCAGUAAUUGAAAUUAAUUAUUUAAAUGGUCAAUGUAUAUAAAAUAUUGAGUCAUAGAAUUUUCAAAAUCUAAAAAGUAGCACUUAAUAUGAGCUAACACUAAUCUCUAAAUCUAAUUAGCUUCAAAAUUUGAUUUGUUGGUAAGAUACUUAUAACAAUUUUCAAUACAUAAAAAAUUUCUAUGUUUAUUAAAUGACAUUAUCUUUAAACGAAGUAAGUCUAAACUAAAAUGGUAUGAUGAAAAACUUUUAAAUGUAGAAUGUUAAUCUUACAGUGAAUUAGAGUUUAAUUAUAGCAAAUUUAAAUAGCGUAUAUUUGUAAGAUAUAAUUAUAAAUUAAGGAGUAAAUGGAUAGCUAAACCAAAUAAGUAUUACUAACUGUACCUAAGUAUUGAUUGAUUCAAUUUUUAUGAACAGUUUAUAUGCCUCAUAAUAAUUUGCUUUUUACAUUAAAAAUGUUACAGAAGUUAUAAUAAGAAAUAUCUACAUAUAAAAUUCAUCCCAUAUUUAAGUUUUUUAUCUUUACCAAAUACUGAGCUUAGCUACUUAUAAUAUUUCAAUAAUAUAAUCAUAAAAUAUUAAUUUAAUUAAUACAACACUUACAAAUAAUAUAAGCGCAACAGGUUUUUACAUAAAUCAUGUAACAAACUCUUAUAUUCUUUAUGCUUAAGGAGUUGUAACAGUUAAAAUUUAAUAAGUUAAGAUUAAUUAGAGUUAAGAAAUAUUUAUGAUAUAGUAGGAACCUUUAGAAUUAAUAGGUAUAUCAUAUACUUGCUAAGUAUAUUCUCUUUCUUAUCUUGAAAUUUAAAAUUCUAGUGAUAUUUACUUUAAUUCUAUUUCAUCCAUUUCUAAUUACUAUAACUUGAAUUUAAAAUAAAUCAACUCUCUAAACAAUAUAUUCACAUUACAAUCAACUUUGAUACAAAUGGAAUAUAUCGAAAUGAAUAACAUUUUAUCUUAGAACAAUUCUUUUGUAUUUAGUAUAACAAACUUUUAAGAUUGUUUUAUACAAAAUCUAAGCUCACUUAAUUGCUCAACUUCAAUCAUUUUUCUUGGCUAAUAAAAAAGUGGAGGAUAAGUAGUAAUAUCAUAAUCAAGUUUAAAAGAUAAUUCUAUUGAUGGGUUUCAUGGUGACAAUUCAUUAAUAAAUUUAUAAGAUAUCCUCUAUUUUACAUUAAAAUAAACAAAAAUACUUAAAAAUAAAGUUAUAAAUAAUUAGCUUUCUUCGAUUUUGAAGAUAAGUUAAACUAAUAAUGUAAACAUAACUGAUUGUAAAUUUACUAAUAAUUUUAAUUAAAAUGGUCAAGGAGGGUCAGUGCUAGUUUCUAAUGCAAAUCAAAUUUACAUAUAGGACUCUAGCUUUCAAAAUAAUAUAUGCAAAUAGAAAAAUGGUGGUGCCAUAUAUUUUAUGAAUACAGUCAAUGUUGGAAAGCUAGAAAUUUCUAAUACCAAUUUUAUAUUUAAUCAAGCAGCCCUCUCUACAGGUGGAGCAAUAAGUCUUGAUUUUGUUAAUCUUAUAAUGCAUCAAACUUAAUUGUACUCAAAUAAAGCUUUAAUAGGAGGAGCAAUUUAUUAUUCUUAAGUUAUACCUGAUUUUGUUUUAGAAUAUUAGUAAGGAAUCAAUAACUCUAAUCAAAUUAAAAAUAAUUAUGCCAAAUUAUAUGGUAUGAAUAUAGGUUCCGUUUUAAGAUAAAUCAAAAUAGAUGCAUCAAAUAUUUCUUUGAAUAGAGGUAAAGUUUCAUAUAAUGGAUAAACAGUUUCUAUAAAUAAUGCAAAAAGUGGUGAAGAAAUUAUUUUUUCAAAAAUAUAACUUCUUGAUGAAGAGAAUCAUCCAAUAUAUGUACCUAUACCUACAGAGCAAAUUGAUUAUAGUAGCGAUGUAUAGUUAAUACUUAGGUAGCUUAGUGUUUCUAUUGAGUGUGAAUAGAAUAAAUAAAUACAAUGCUCAGGAUAGUUACAAUCAAAGCAAUACAUAAAUGGUGGUUAUAAUCUAAGAGUUUAGCCUAUGUAUAUGCCUUUUAAAAAUAUGGCUUUGCAGAUAAUGUCAAAUAAUUAAAAUUAAUUAAUUGAUUCAAAAGGAAAUAUAAUUAUUAGUGAUAAUUAACUAUAAUUAGAAGUAAAUAUAUAACUAGGUUAGUGCUCAGUAGGAGAAGUUUAUAAGUAAUUUAGUGAAUCAAUAAUAUGCGAUAUGUGCCCAGAAGGUAAAUACUCUUUGGAUUUAUCUGAGAAUUCUUGCAAGACUUGUCCUGAUUCUGCAAUCAAAUGUAUUGGGUCAAAUAUUUAUUUAAAAAAUGGAUAUUGGAGAUAAAGCAACUUAACUGAUGAAAUUAUAUAAUGCAGUUUUAAUUCUUAUUCAUGUCAACCUCAAGACCCUCAUUCUAAGUUUCUAUGUGCUGAAGGAUACAUAGGUCCUUUGUGUUAUUAAUGUGAUACAUAUGGAGAAAUAUGGGGUAAAAGAUAUGCUGUCUUAUAUAGUGUAGGAAAUUGUUACAAAUGUGAAUAGAGUACAAAAUAAAUAAUAAUCAAUAACCUCAUAAUCUUUUUAUUUAUUUUUUUCUACUUAUUUUUCAUCAUCAAGAAUAUUUUAAAACAAUUUUACAUUAAGCUUGUUGGUCACUACUUAACUAGGUGUAAUAUACUCUUUUUAGGGACAACUUGUUUAUCUGACAGAUAAGAGGUCUUUUCAAAGAUUAUGACAGACCAUAUUUAAGUUAUUUGUUUGGUAGUAACUUUUCAGACAACUUUUCCUUUUCCUUUUUCGUUCCAAUUUCCUUUUUAAGUAACUGGAAACUCUAUGAGCGUUGUAAGUAAAUCAAUAGACUGCCUAUUUUCACAAUAUCCUAAUUUAAAACCUCUUUGGUUUUAUCAAAUUUUAUGGUCAUUUAUAUUACCUUUCAAUAUCAUCUUUUUCCUUUUUUUUUUCGGUAUCUUAACCAAAAAUUAAAAUUAAUUCUUAAAGUACAAAAAAACUGUUAUUAUUUUUAUAUACUUAUAUUUUUUCCCUAUGGCUAUUACUUUACUAACUAGGUCUUUAAACUGCUUAGAUGUAGGGUAAAAAAGUUAUUUUGAUUUAGAUUUUACUAUUUAGUGCUUUGAUGAAAAUUUGCAUAAGCCUUACGUGCUAUACUUUAGUCUACCUGCGCUAAUAAUAUGGGUGAUAAUUAUUCCAGUGAUCCUUUACAUAAAAAUAUUAAGAGAAAAAAAUUCUAAAAGAUCUAUUUUAUUCUAGAUAGAAUACUCUUUUAUAUCUGUCGGGUAUAAAGAGAAAUAUUAUUAUUGGGAGUUCUUAAAACUACUUUACAAAGCUUUAUUGAUUUUAUUAUCUAUUUUGUUAAAGCAAAAUGUCUAAUUAAAAGUGUGCAUGAUGAAUUUAGUAAUUUUGAUCAACUUUUAUGUAGUAUUCAAAGUAAAGCCCUUCAAAAAAUAGUAUUUUAACAACUUGGUAUAAUAGUCUACUCUUAUUAGUGCUCUCUCUUUAUAUUUUUCAUCAUUAUCUCCUGAUGUUUUGUAUGAAAAUGUAGUCUUGCAAGCUUUAUUUGUGAUUUUUGUAGCUACUUUAAAUAUUUUGUUUAUUAUUAAAUUGGUGUGUGGAUUAAUUAGAUUAAAUAUUCCAGCAGAAAAAUUAGAUAGAAAUUGCUUAUAAGAGAUGUUUUAUACUCUAAAACUAAAAUAUCCUUUACUUCUAGAAAACAUAAAGAUUGAUAGUAAACAGAGAAUUAGAGCUUUGAUUAAGUUAAAAUCUGUUUAGAAGAAAUUUAGGUAGUUUUUAAAGUACUUAAAGAAUAAUAACUUGUACGAGUAAGAAAAUUUCAAGUCAUUAUUUUGCUCUUAAUAGCAGUCACCUUAAAAUAAAUAAUUAUUUGCUUUAUAAUCUCCAACUUUAUAAUCUCCAACUUUAAGCAAUUAAAUAUUUACUACUUCCAAUUAAAGUAUUGACACUGAAUUGAGAGGUCUGAAUACUAAAUUAGAUAAUUCAAGCAAAAAUUUAAGAAGCAAAUGGGCAAAAUAUUCUAAAUUAUCAAAGCAAAGUUCGUUAAAAAGCCGAGGUGAGAAUUUCUAGCUAGCAUUAGUCAAUACAAAAGUUCAUAAAAAAUUUAGUAGAUAAGCAACAGCUAGUGAUAAUGAAAGCUAGUCUAUAUUUGCACAUGUGUUUGAUAAUUAAUCUUCAUAAAUGUAAGAGAGUUUAGUUUAAAACAUUAAUUUUACUAAUGUUGUAGAACAAGUAUAAAAAUAAAAUGAAGUUGAAUCAAAUAAUGAUAACAAUCAUGAAUUACACAAUAUUGACCAUAUUGAAUGAACAUUUCAUUAAUAUUAUUAAAUAAAUAAAUGAUGUUGAAUUUUAUAUUAAAACUAUUAUUUUUUAUUUAAAAGUAUAUCUAUAUAAUAUAUAAAUUUAGGAUUUUUGUGAUCUAUAAAUUAAUUUUU
Messenger RNA from Tetrahymena thermophila SB210, 8855 nucleotides. RefSeq names its product transmembrane protein, putative. The record is from RefSeq and is a predicted model, not a curated record. The transcript is spliced from 10 exons. Lineage: Eukaryota; Ciliophora; Oligohymenophorea; Hymenostomatida; Tetrahymenidae.